GCAGGUGUGUGAUAUUUGUUGGAGGCCGAGGAGUCGACCAUUACUGCAGCAGCAGCAGCCGGUGCUAUAGUUCACAAUGUUCCGUUUAGCACUUACUAGGCUCUCCCAAGUGGCCAGGACCUCCACGCUGGAGGCUACACUACCUGCAGUAACUGUCGGCCGCAGCAUGUCCAAGCAUUCAACAGAAACAGAUGAGGAACUGGAUGCUAGAUAUGAAGCUUACUUUUCAAGGUCUGAUAUUGAUGGCUGGGAGAUUCGGAAGGCUAUGAAUGACUUGUGUGGUAUGGAUUUGGUACCAGAGCCCAAGAUUGUCAUAGCUGCCUUGAAGGCCUGCAGGCGCAACAAUGAUUUUGCUCUAGCUGUACGCUUUUUGGAGGCAGUCAGGGAAAAAUGUGGUAGGAAAGAAAAGGCUAUUUACCCAUACAUUCUUCAGGAGAUCAACCCGACCCUACAGGAGCUGGGUAUCAGUACACCAGAAGAACUGGGAUAUGACAAACCUGAACUCGCCCUUGCUAGUGUAUAUGAUUAAAUUAACUACCCAAGUUGACUAAUUGAUGAAAUACAUGUAUAGUGCAGUGAGGAUCUGGAGCCUGACAGUUCUGAGGAAUGUUUUGGUUUGGUACUGACCUAGAUCACUCGCAGUCACCCACAAGAUGUAUUAUAAAUAAUAUUUAAAGUGCAGUUUCCAUUGUACUAGGGAAUCCUUCAGUGUUUUGUGAUUUGUACAGAGGGCAAAGAUUCCUUUAAUUUAAUUCAGUUCUCAAAUAUAUGAUGUACAGAAGAAA
Cherax quadricarinatus is the source of this 785-nucleotide messenger RNA. It is a transcript of the gene COX5A, whose product is annotated as Cytochrome c oxidase subunit 5A. Gene Ontology annotation, biological process: mitochondrial electron transport, cytochrome c to oxygen. Gene Ontology annotation, cellular component: mitochondrial inner membrane. Lineage: Eukaryota; Metazoa; Arthropoda; Malacostraca; Decapoda; Parastacidae. The record is from RefSeq and is a predicted model, not a curated record.